Mycotypha africana is the source of this 1840-nucleotide messenger RNA. RefSeq lists its product as uncharacterized. The record is from RefSeq and is a predicted model, not a curated record. The transcript is spliced from 5 exons. Lineage: Eukaryota; Fungi; Mucoromycota; Mucoromycetes; Mucorales; Mycotyphaceae. The coding region runs from base 76 to 1710 and encodes 544 amino acids.
AAAAAAUUAUUCUUUUCUUUUUUGAACAACUUUCUUUCUUCUUUUACUACUUUAUCAACUCUAUUUCUUCUGAAUAUGUUCUCUAAUGUAGGCUUGAUCUCAGAUAAGUCCAACAAUGAUAGCAACAUUCUUUUGAUGAAUGAUCAUAAUCAACCUGGUGUAAAAGACGCAAUAUUUCCUAUCCCAACCGAUGCCACUGCAAUAACAAACCAACCUACAACUGAUGACGAAUCCACCAAUUUAUUCGCGUUGUUAAAGCAAAAGUUCCAUAGCACUAGUAAAUACGCAGUUGAGGGAGUUGAACAUGAUAACAAUCGUGGAAGCUAUGGACAGAAUAAAGACAAGCAGAUUGAUAGACGGCAUAGCACAACUUUUGACAUGAAACGGAAAUUGCCGUCUAAUAACGGCAUGUCCUCUAAUAAUGGUGCUACACCUAAUGUUGUCAACUAUUCCGAUAACCGUAAUUCUAGUACUUUAUCACCAUCUGCAUCAUGUCAUACUGGACCUUUCAAUGCUGGCUGCCGUAGUGAAGCUACCGUAUCUAUUACAGAGUAUGAACAGCAACAAAACAAAUCUGGCGAUGACCAACUCACUCAAUCUGUAGAGUUGGGUCCUUCAAAGGCUCAAGCCAAAACUUACGAUUUAUACACGUUGAAUAAAAAAUACCCAAUGGGGAUGGUCUCGCAGCAGAAUCAGGAUCUGAAAAGUGCUUCUUAUGAACAUCAAAAAAACCAACAAAUGAAAAGUGUUAAUCAAACCGUCAAUGAUUGCAUAAUUAAAGAAGUUGAUAUUCCCCAAGCAUGUAGCCCUGUUAGACAACAACAAGCACAAAUGGCCCAUAACAGUAAGCCAGGUGGAGAAACUACUGCAAUCACGUCCUGGAAGAGUUUUUCAACUUGUGAAGUACCGGUGCAAGAAAAGGCUACUGCUAGCUGGGUAGAUUAUUUGAAACUAUUUUCCUCAGAUGGUGAGGAAAACGAAGAAGAAGUAAACAGUGAUUCCGAAGACGUCCACAUUUCCACCGCAACAGAGGAAGAAUUUUUAGUCUCAGUUAAUAAUAAUAAGCCUACAUCUGUGGAUGUCUCCGAAACCGCUAAUGGAGCUUCUACAAUUGACAAUACACUCCUUUCUUGCAAUCGGCCUUCUUGGAAUGCCACUUCUGAUAAUGAAGAAAUAAUCUUAAAUGACGAUGUUAGCCAUAGAGCUGCUAUAUUCGAAAAAAGUUCUAUUAGGGACUCUAAUGAUGUGGCUAUUACUCCCGUUAAUGAAGCUGCUGACGAACCUCAAGUACCCUUUCAACCCCUUGAUAAAGUUGCAAAGGCCAAGACUUGUAAGAAGACCAUCAGAUACACUCCUGAAAUGCUCAGAGAGAUAGGCGAAAACUCAACGAUUAUACCUGAUCAUUCAUUUGUGAGAACUGACAUCACACAGUAUAAUAACCCUGAAAAUGAGAUGAACAGUUAUAACCAAUACCAAGGAUAUAGUCGUUCAUAUUCAUUUGGCAGCGUCAAUAGUGUAACUGCAAGCUUACCUGCUGUCCCUUCGGAUGCGAUUUACAAACCUAUCCGUCAGCCCGUCAAUCCUGGUUCGGAUUGGAAAAAGCUGAAUUUCAAAUCUGGUUAUCUUCCUGUUCGCACCUGCCAUCACAUAUGUGAAAAAUGCCUUGAAAUCGAGAAGCAACAAGAAGUACAACGGAAACUUCUUGGUUAAAGCUUAAAAAUAUGGUUAUUUCAAUUUGCUUCAUCUGGAGGCAGCAAUGAAUAAAUUAGUGGGUGAUGUUCUAAUGUACAAUACUAUCAUUUGUUGAAAAUUGGCGAUUGAUAAAUUGCUUCUUAGAUAC